ACAAGUUGUAUUAGUAAUAAUAUCAUGGAGUCUAGCUUAACUCCAUGAUAAUAUAUCGAAAAUAUAAAACUAUUGCCCUCGCAGAGUGUCUGCUUUUUCCAUUAUCGGGAGUGUAAUGUGGCAAUUUUUUUGAAGUUUCAAGCAAGUUUGCUUUAUUGGCGAAGGGGGUUCGCUGGAAUGAAUCUGCGAAUCUGCCAACAGCUGUUCUGCAGGCCAGGCCGUCGUGACUGAAGUGCAGGAUUGCAGGUUUUGAGACUGUUAUGCUGUCACUCAUCAAGAUCAAGGGAAAACAUCAAUCCCCUUUCCUGCAAUUAAUAGUUUAAAACAUGCCAUUGAUUUCUUUUUGAUUCUCCCCGCGUUGAAGCGACCUAUCAACCGCUAUCAUUUUAUCUUUUAAUCAUGGAGGAUGAAGAAAUAUAUGUCCAAAAUGGUAGUUCUUCAGAUAACUCCUGCCAUUACGGAAGAAACAAAACUGACAUACAGUAUGUCAAUAAUUGGGAAGGAAUCCCUGAAAAUAUUCUUCUGAACGUUGUCACUUGGUUGAUCCUUAUUUUACUAUUUUCUACACUAAGAAAAAGAGCUUGGAACUAUGGAAGAAUUGCUCUUGUGCAAAAAACUGAGGAAAAGUGGACUCAGCUGUUUUAUGGUACUGUAGAUGAAGGAAUUGGAGCAGGUGAGCUUGGGGACUCAAUGUCGUCUUUGGACUCAACCAUUCAAAUGGACCAAGGAUUCUGCAGUUGGCUUCCAGCUCUCUUUAAAAUCAAGGAUGCAAACAUAGCACAAAAAUGUGGUCCAGAUGCAAUUCAAUAUCUGCAGUUCCAGAAGCACAUAAUAUUAUAUAUUGCCAUUCUCACACUGAUAUCAGUAUGUGUGGUGUUACCAAUUAAUUUUCAAGGUGACAUGCAGGGAGAUGAAACAACUUUUGGUCAUACCACACUCAGUAAUUUAAGACCCGACUCACCAUUGCUUUGGACCCAUGUUACCCUUGCCAUUCUUUUCUUGCCUCUGGGGAUAAUUAUCAUGCGCCGAUUUUCCGUCAAUAUAAAGGUUACAGAGAGAGAAGGCCAAAGAAGGUCCCGAACUCUCAUGAUCACCAACAUUCCCCGUAAAAACUGUGACAAGGACGAUUUAUUGCGCCAUUUUAGAGAAGCCUAUCCGGAGGUUCAUAUUCAUGACCUUCAGUUGGCAUUUGAUGUAGGUAAAGUUAGUUCACUGGAAAGAGAAAGGUCAGAUGCUUUUGAAGCUAAAACCUACUGUGAAAAUUAUCUUAAAUCCACGGGGCUUCGUCUGGAUAUGCGACCGCACCUUUGUGGAAACUUGUGUUCGUGCUGCAAUCUGUUUGGUUACCCUACAGUUGAUGCUUUGGAGCACUAUGUUGAAGAAGAGCGUAGGUUAUGUGAAAAAGUUGAAUCUGAACGCAUAUCAGCAUUGAAGAAACCACUUGGUAUUGCCUUCGUAACGUUUAUGUCAGUAGAAGCUGCAAAAAUGGUUUACCGCCAUCACCGCACAACAUUUGGUUGUGGUCAUGAUCCCCCACCAAGUACCUUGAGUGCUACUUUGAAACCUAAGAGAUGGAAUGUUUCCUUUGCCCCUUCACCAGCUGACAUUUAUUGGGAAAACCUCUCUAUGCCAUCAAAAUACUGGUAUCUCAAGGCAGUGAUCAUCAACACUAUCCUAUUUAUUGUGCUGUUUUUCUUGACAACACCUGCAAUUAUUGUCACACUUCUUGACACUUUGAAUAUGGAUGAUAAAAUUAGAAAAAUGAGUCCGCUCUUGUCAGAGUUUUUGCCAGCUCUGAUGAUGGUGUCAGUGGCUGCGAUGUUACCAGUACUUGUUGCUUUCUCUGAUCAAUGGCUGACUCAUUGGACAAAAUCAGAGCGGAAUCAUUCUAUUAUGGUAAAAACAUUUGCAUUUCUUCUAUUUAUGGUCCUAAUUCUUCCCUCUUUGGGACUUACAAGUGCCGAAACAUUUGUGCAAUGGGCAAUUCAUGCAAAAAAUGAGUCAUACCGUUGGGAAUGUCUAUUUUUGCCUGAUAAAGGUGCUUUCUUUGUUAACUAUGUAACAACUGCAGCCUUUAUUGGCACUUCUCUUGAACUGAUAAGGUUCCCAGAGCUCUUUAUGUAUGUUUUUCGUCUAUGUCUUGUAAGAUCCAAAGCAGAAUUGCCUAGUGUGAGGAAAGCAAUUUUAUGGGAAUUUCCAUUUGGAGUGCAAUAUGCAUGGAUGCUCCUCAUAUUUGCCAUGACAAUGGUCUAUAGCUUGUCAUGUCCUUUAAUAACGCCAUUUGGAUUAGUGUACAUGAUUCUGAAACAUCUGGUUGACAAGCACAAUUUGUAUUAUGUGUAUGGGCCCUCAAAUAUUAGCCAGAGAAUCCACGCUACAGCUAUCAACAUAGUGAUUGUUUCAAUAGUGAUGCUUCAAGCAAGCUUCUUAGCACUUGCUGUUCUCAGAAAAGGACUCAAUGACAUCUCUAUCUAUUCGCUUACUGGAUUUGUGAUAACCAUUAUGUUCUUUAUUGCUCAUUGGCUGUUUCAUUGCUGUCGAGGGUUUAGCCCAAUUGCCUAUCAGCCAAACUGUACAUCUCAGUCAUCAACUCCAAGUCGGGAGCCUGCUACUAAUCAUCACUUUGUUCCUCAUGUCCUCGAGCCCGAAGCAUCUCCGUCUUCGUCCCGCACAGCUCGCUCUUUGAGAAGCACAUUGAGUGGUGCAGUGCAGCCAGAGCUGGUGACGGUACACAACGUGGCUGAGGAUUUGAGCCGCAUACAGCAGCAAGCAUACGCUGAAGAUUUGGGAGAGGAAGGUGUUCACGUGCAUGUGCCUGGCAAUAGCACUGACUCCCAGGCCAAGAGGGUGGUAAUUGAUGUAGACGGAACGAGUACAGAUGUCUAGGUAUAUAAUCUUUUAGAUGCAUUGAAAUUUAACAAGACUUAUCCUUGGAUGGCUGUGCCCUUUAAAAAAAAAAAAAUGUUAAGAAGUAAUGUAUUUUUGCAAAGAUCAAAGUUGCCUAUUCCAUUUAAAGAUGUUGCGUGUAGCUUUGAUCAGAGCAUAGACUGUGAUUUCUUUCAGUCAAAAAGCCUAUUUUACUGAGAAUCAUUAAGGUCUUUAUAUGACUGAACAGUGUCAUGAUUUGUGUUAAUGUACUAUUUUUACAAUUAAUUUCUGUUAAUAUCAAUUGAUAUGUCACUUUUCUUUUCUAUUUAGCUGUGAAUUGACACUUCAAAGAGAUGUUGCUCACUUCUGCCUGCUUCUGGAAUAGUUUGAAACUAAAUUUGGUAUCUGUUUAACAUCAGUAUACGUUUUUCAUGUUAUCAUUGUAUUAUUGUAUUGGCAGGUUUGAAAAAAGAAAUAGGUAGCCUCUUGAUUUGCUACUUCAAUAUGUAAAAUAAACACUUUCACUUUCGGGUUUCUACAUACGAAACUUCUCUCUUCUUUAAUACCAAGUAGAUUGGUGAAAUCAUGAUUUAUCUGGGCAUAGCUGUAAGAAUGUUGAAUUUUUCAGGUUACACAGUUGGUUUACAAAGAAAACUGCAUCUUAUCAUAAGUUUUUAAUCUAAUGGUAAUUUUAACUUAAGUUAUACCUUUUUGUAUCUGCUUUGCUUUUCUUUUUUUACUUUCAGGAAAAGAAACUGUUAAGCCUGAUUAAAAGGUUCCCUCCUAAACUUGUUAGCAGCUCAAUUAAGUCUUGUUUCUGAAGGGUUUUUAGAAUUAUUUGACAGCACUUUCAAAGUUGUUUGUAGAUAUUGUUUUCCCUUUUAUAACGAAGCCAAGGAUAAGUCGUUAGUCUGUUCUCUGGAACUGUUAUUCCAAAAACAGACGUGUGAUAACUUGAGAUUGUUUGUUUUUGUAGAUAUAUAUUGGGGAAUAGUUUAUAGCAUGUUCACUGCAUCUGUUUCCAAAAUAUAAUUGUGAUACAAAGUAUUUUGUUAUUGGCCUUCCAAUAUUCUUAUCAUGUUACCCUGUUAUAAUUUAUAACUUGCUUAACUUCACAUAUGGGGAUAGGUGUAAUUGUUUAAUCUUACAUGUAGGGUUUGCUUACUGUGUUUUACAAAUUAGCAAGCUUUGUUUUUAUGAACUUCUUCCUUCUAAUUCUGCCUCUAGUGAUUGUGAACCGUCUAGUUGAUGGUCUUCUGCUGCACGUCUUGCUUUAACUUCAUGCGAGUACUUUUAGCUUACCAAAGAUAACAAGCAAGCUUGAAUUUUUACCAUUUGACUAAAAUAUUUUUCUGUUAUGUAUUAUUACAAAUCCCCAGAGCUUCUAGGAGAUUUCCUCGCUACAUAAUUGUUCUUUUGAAGCAGUAUUUUUUUAAAGAACAGGACAAUUUAAUUUAUACUAUUUACUUGCUUUACCUGGAACUUUCAAACACCUUUUAAGUGUUAGUUAGUGUUCUAGAGAUGCUGUAUACUUUUUGUCUCACCAAAAUCAUUUUUGUUUGUCCUGCCAGGGUAGUUUUCACUUUGAAUUAAGUUUUCCUGGUACCUUUGUGAUAUACUUUCUAUGGGAGAAUGAAGUAGAAUAAGAGAAUUUAUAUUAUACUAAAGACAGUGCAUUUUAUAGAUUCGGAAGUAUCUUUUGAUAUUUUAGUAUAAAAUCUAUUAUUUGUGUAGGAAUUUUUUUCAGAUUGCAUUUAUUCCUUAAAUGAAAGAUUGGCUAAAGAAGCAGAAUAGAAACAAUUGGUCUUGUUGUGUAAUGUGUACACUAUCAGAAAGAAUAAAUGUUUUGGCUAAUAAAACAGAAUACAUGGUCUCAGUCUGAUUAUGAUUUUGGCUACUACAAGGGGAUAGCUGUAAUACUAUAUAACAUCGCAAGGAUUGUUGCCCUACUUUAACAUGCAAUGUUUGUAUCAUAUUGUUUUACUUAUUUUAUCCGACUUCCAAUGUUCAUGUUCUUUGCCAAUCUGGAAAUUGUCAGGGCCAGUCACUUGAGUGCUUUAAUUAAGGUAAUAAAUCUUUGAAAUUAUUA
Messenger RNA from Frankliniella occidentalis (western flower thrips), 4957 nucleotides. RefSeq names its product CSC1-like protein 1 (gene Tmem63). Bases 400 to 2886 code for a protein of 828 amino acids. Gene Ontology annotation, cellular component: plasma membrane. The record is from RefSeq and is a predicted model, not a curated record. Gene Ontology annotation, molecular function: nucleic acid binding; calcium-activated cation channel activity. The transcript has 15 exons. Lineage: Eukaryota; Metazoa; Arthropoda; Insecta; Thysanoptera; Thripidae.